Coturnix japonica (Japanese quail) is the source of this 848-nucleotide messenger RNA. RefSeq names its product urocortin (gene UCN). Gene Ontology annotation, molecular function: hormone activity. NCBI's taxonomy places the organism in Eukaryota, Metazoa, Chordata, Aves, Galliformes, Phasianidae. The record is from RefSeq and is a predicted model, not a curated record. Gene Ontology annotation, cellular component: extracellular region.
CGGGGAACGCGGCCCCGACGGCGCAGAGCCCCGCACCGCCCCUUCAGCACCACGGACAGCGGCACCGGGAUCGGGGUGCGGUGUAAGAGCUGUGCGGGGUGCGGGACGAGAACGGGCACCGGAGAGAUGCGGGUCCCGAGGGGCCGCUCCCGGUCCCGGUGCGCUCCGAAUCCGCCGUCCCCCGUAGCCCCGCACCCCCCGCCCCCGCCCUGUGCGUCCCCGCCGCUGACGUCAGCCCCGCUCCGGGCCCCAUAUAAAGUCCCGAGCGCGGCUCCGGCUCAGCCCCGCGGGGACGGACGGAGCUCCGCGCAGCGCACGGCGCCCAGAGCUCGGAGCAGCGGUGCGGACGAGCCGAGAUGCGGCGGGCGCUGCUCACCGUUCUGCUGCUGCUGUGCCGCCCGUUCCCCGCCGCCCCCCGUCCCGCCCGCCCCGACGGCCUCGACGGCCCCGGCUCGGGAGUCCCCGCGGCGGAAGUGCGGACCGAAGCGCUGUGGCCGCCGCUGCCCGCAGAGCCGUGGAGGGCGCGGAGGGACGAGCCGCCGCUCUCCAUCGACCUCACGUUCCAUCUCCUGCGGCACCUCCUGCUGCUCGCCCGCGCCCAGAGCCAGCGCGCCCGCGCCGACAACAACCGCCGCAUCCUCGACGCCGUGGGACGCUGAGCCCCGCGCCGGGACCGCUCCGACGGGUGCGCGGCUGCCGGACCCCCCCCGGGACGGCUCCGCUCCGAUUUUGUAAUAAAACACUGCAGAAAAGCCGUAGUGCGGACCUGAGUGUGGGGAACCGUCUCCAUCUCCGCUGCGUCCCCACCUUGCCAUACUUGCAGCCCAUGGUAAGACCCUCCCCGAGCA